AUUAAUUUAUUUGUAUUAUUUUUUGACCAUGUUCAAUAAAAAAAAGAAUAUUACGGGGAAAGGUUACCUCCCCUUUCUCUGCUUUGCCCGCCCAGAGAUUCUGUCUCGACCGCCCAUGAGAAAAUGAGCUACGACCGUGUGAGUGGCGUGCCACAUUCUUCCCUUGAGAGACAUCAUGGCUCGCAAACGAGCCUCGCAAUUGCUCAGUGUUUGGAUGUAGAAAUCAACACAAGUCUGUUUUUGAAUUUCUUCAUCCAAGCCUCGGAAGAAGCAGUGGGUUAAUGGUAUUGUCUCUGGAAAUGCGCCAGUCUGCGCAAAACAUUUCACUGACCACUGCCUCCUCAACUUGGGCCAAUGCAGAGCUAGACUUGCUCAAUGUCGGAAAAGCAAGUCUAGCUCAGUAACAAACCUCCUUGGCUCAGCUACAAACCUCGAAAAAGACAUUAGAUCAAGUGCUUACAUUCAGCAGCUUCUCUCAAGGGAUGUUGCCUGCCAGACAGACCACCUGGAAACGCAUACUGUAGGCACACAGCUAUCCUUAAAGACUUUAAAGCCCCAUUUUACAAGUGAAGUGUGGUUAAGAGCCUGGAGCGCGGCGAGCGGCUGGUCUGCCGCGAGCGGCUGAGUGUGCAGCAGCAGACCCCAGACACCAUAUCAAUCAAGGUUGAGGAGGAUAUUGGUGGAGGCAUGCCCGCUGGAGAAGACGGCAUUGACAUCAGAGACUGCAGCACGCAGCGCGGCGCCACCUCGGAGAGUCUGCGUGUUGACGCCCCUGGCUCCUCCCACAUGUCAAGUAACAGCGGGGAGCUGCGGAUCCUGGGCGUCUACGGACAAGGGGAGGGCUCACUGGCGGUGGACGGCCAUGACACCCUCUUUGCCGCGUCAGAACCUGAGGCCUUGAGCUCGCUGUCCGCUGACCACAGCUUGGCCAAGAGCCUGAACUGCAGCGUGAGGCUCGUCCACCUUGAGGAGCUGACUGGGCAUCAGGGCGGCCGCAUGGGCCGGCCCGGUGUCUUGGGUGGCAAGGUUAUUCCCAACAAUGCCAAUAUGAUCCACACCCACGAGGAGCCGUACGUGUGCGACCAAUGCAUGAUGUGCUUCAGUCGAAAAGGCUACCUGAAGGUCCACAUGAGGACUCACUCCGGGGAGAAGCCGUUCAGGUGUGACCAAUGCACAAAGCGCUUCAGUCAGAGCGGGUCCCUGAAGGUCCACAUGAGGACUCACUCCGGGGAGAAGCCGUACAAGUGUGCCCACUGCAUCAAGUGCUUCAGUCAGAACGGGGCGCUGAAGGUCCACAUGAGGACUCACUCCGGGGAGAAGCCCUACAAGUGUGACCAAUGCACGAUGAGCUUCAGUCUGAAAAGCCACAUGAAGGGCCACAUGAGGACCCACUCCGGGGAAAAUCCCUAUAAGUGUGAGCAAUGCACGAUGCGAUUCAGAAAGGAAAGCUCCCUGAAGAUCCACAUGUGGACUCACCCUGGGGAGAAGCCCUACAGGUGUGACCAAUGCACGAUGCGCUUCAAAAAGAAAAGCCACCUGAAGAUCCACCUAAUGAUUCACUCCGGGGACAAGCCCUACAAGUGUGACCAAUGCACGAAGCGCUACACUCAUAUUUCCGCCCUGAAGACACACAUGAGGACUCACACCGGGGAGACGCCCUACAAGUGUGACCAAUGCACGAAGCGCUUCAGUCUGAAAGGCACCCUGAACAGACACAUAACGACUCACUCCGGGGAGAAGCCCUACAAGUGUGACCAAUGCACGAAGCGCUUCGGAGAGAAAUCCAAGCUGAAGCGUCACAUGAGGACUCACUCCGGCGGGAAGCCGUACGGGUGCGACCAAUACAUGAAGAGCUCAGUGGUCGAGCAAGAACAUUUUCAGUGGGAUGGCCAGGAAGUCUGCGAUGCCUUUGGAGACCGUAGCACGCAGCGCAGCGCCACCUCGGAGAGUCUGGGUGUGGACGCCCCUGGCUCCUCCCACCUGGCCAGUCACAGGGAGGAGCUGAAGAUUGUGAUCGUCCACGAAGAAGGGGACGGUCAACUGGUGGUGGACGGCCAUGAUACCCUCUUCACCGCGUCAGAAGUGGAGGCCCUGAACUCGCUGUCUGCAGACCACAGCGCGGCCAAGAGCCUGGAGCGCGGCGAGCGGCUGUUCUGCCGUGAGGAGCUGAGUGUGCAGGUUGGAAAUCAUCUUCUUAUUCAUCACCCAAAAGAGAAGCUUCCUCUGUUACAACUCCAGCACACACCCAUAGAAAGCACACACCUUUGUGAUUCGAUAUGUCAUUAGUGGGGAUUCACAACUAAUCUUUGCAAAUGAAAGAAUAUGUCUUGUGUCUUUUUUCUUCUUUAUGUGGAAAGCAGCAGACCCCAGACACCAUUUCAAUCAAGGUUGAAGAGGAUAUUAGUGGAGACAUGCCCGCUGGAGGUUAGCAAUACACAUUG
Messenger RNA from Gadus macrocephalus (Pacific cod), 2441 nucleotides. RefSeq names its product zinc finger protein 782-like. Gene Ontology annotation, biological process: regulation of transcription by RNA polymerase II. The coding region runs from base 688 to 2286 and encodes 532 amino acids. The record is from RefSeq and is a predicted model, not a curated record. The transcript is spliced from 6 exons. Gene Ontology annotation, molecular function: DNA-binding transcription factor activity, RNA polymerase II-specific; RNA polymerase II transcription regulatory region sequence-specific DNA binding. Gene Ontology annotation, cellular component: nucleus. NCBI's taxonomy places the organism in Eukaryota, Metazoa, Chordata, Actinopteri, Gadiformes, Gadidae.